UAUUUCAUGAGUCCAUUACUGAUGCAAUCAUACGAAACAAAUACAGGUAAACGAUUUAUUAGGACUUUUUUUCUUCGAUAUUGUCUAUUAGUUUAUUAUGUGUAUUGUUAUAUCUAUCAUACGUCAUCGUAGCAUCUGUAUAUGUUUGUGUUUUGUUUGUGUCUAUUUCUUACGAUAAAGCAGCUUAUAAACUUUGGCGGAUCUCUGUUCGACAAAGUAAUGAUCCUCUUCAAAUAGCAUAGAACAUGUGGAUGCAAACAUUUGCAUCCAGGAAAAUAAGGUAAAAGAAUUAUAAUAUAAGAAAAGAAAACCGCCUGAAUUUUCCUUCUGAAAUCUCACUCGUCCUCUCAUCUUUUCAAAUGCACUCUUCAGCAUUUAAAGAGUGCAUCACGCAGAGCAGCACUUAGCACGAGAAUUGCAGCCAAGAGAAAUCGAUCACAGAUUGUGAUCAGACUUCUUCAUGGCAACUUUACAAGUGAUACCUUUUCUCCUAGCCACGGUAGUUCCGAGUAGCGAAGCAAACAACAAAUCUGUAUCGACAUUCAAAGGAUAUAGAUAAAACACGACGAAAUAUUGAACAAACUAGAUACGCCAUAUGACAAUACCCUGUUUAUCAUUGUCGUGUGUGAGCCGUCCUUAUUAUUUGAUCUGUAUUGUUUUAUCGACAAAAUAAAGCAUACUUGUAAAACGGACUUUUCCAAUGACAACUUCGUUGUACCCUCUAUCAUCUACGAGCGAGUACAGUUCGUAAUAACAUUCAAUAUGUACAAAGUGCAAUGUUACAUCUAUAUGCAAGACGGCCCGAAUAAGUCGUUUUUGCGAGACAUCUGCGAGAUGGUCGGGGAUCAGCUGAAUAUUGAUACGGACAUAGUAAUACCGAACGGACAUUACUUCAAAGCGAUGGAGAAUUCCGCCAUCGACAGAUGUCUAACGUUCUAUCAACCUGGCUAUAAUGUGUCCGACUACUGUCUGGACCGUACAUUUCACAUAUCAGGCAACAAGAAUUUCAAGCUUAUUCCAAACCACACUUUGCACGUUAGCAAAUACAGAUACAUGGACAGAACGAAUCACACUCUCGAAUGUCGUUCACUACGAAUUCCUUCACUUCUAUGACAGAAAAGACUUUUGAAAUACGUAACAGCCUUAAAAAAGUUGCUGGAAAUAUUCAUGAGAGAAUUACACUCAAAUUAGCAUCGGUGGAAGUAAAAACAUUAUAAAGAAGAUAUUUUUUCCCUAUUACUUUUAUAUUGCUAUGGACUCAGGAUGAUAUUUAGUAAUUUGUCACAAAUAUAUUAAUUGUUAUGUAAAUAUAUUAAUUGUUAUUAUUGUAAAUUAAUAUAGAAUCUUAUCUAAUUUUACAAUCUCCCGGAAAUUGCGCAAUCUAUUGCAGAUUCACAAUGCAGAUGUAAACGAUAUAUUGGAAUACUUUCAAUGUUAAUGUCACCAUUAGUUUAUUAGAAAAUUGUUUCAUUGUGGACAGUUGUCAGAUGUUUAUCAUAUGCGAUAUAGCAUCUUUUGAUUUCUAGCAUUAUAUAUAUUUCUAGCAUUACAUCUUUUACGUUUGUGCGAUUUAAAGUUAUAUUCCUUACAUAUCAAGUAACUACUUUUGAAUAUAGUUUUACCUAAUGCAAUUGCGUGGCAAUCAGUUACUACAAUUUUGUAAAUGUUUAUGUGCUACUCAGUUACUAUGAAAUUAAAUACGGCAAAACAGCAAUGAAAAGUGUUUUUGAUCCAUAUUCGAUCGUUUCAUUAAAAUUGUCUUUAUUUUUAAAAUAUUGAAAUUAUUAAAGUAGGGUUUGCUCAAGCAGAACAGAAAAUUACGGUGGCGAGAAAAUAAGCGUAUUGUACUUGAAAAGCUUUUUAGUCAUUUCCCGUCAUUUCGGCAUU
This is a messenger RNA of Odontomachus brunneus, 1887 nucleotides long. RefSeq lists its product as uncharacterized. Bases 763 to 1113 code for a protein of 116 amino acids. The transcript has 3 exons. NCBI's taxonomy places the organism in Eukaryota, Metazoa, Arthropoda, Insecta, Hymenoptera, Formicidae. The record is from RefSeq and is a predicted model, not a curated record.